This is a messenger RNA of Gasterosteus aculeatus aculeatus (three-spined stickleback), 1806 nucleotides long. NCBI's taxonomy places the organism in Eukaryota, Metazoa, Chordata, Actinopteri, Perciformes, Gasterosteidae. The record is from RefSeq and is a predicted model, not a curated record.
CUCGGCCAGUGGUCUGCCUCACGCAUGCGCACUGCGUGCUGUGUGAGCUGUCUCCUUCACUGCGCCCCGCUGCUCCGAACAGCCCCUCACACUUUGCACUCUGCGCCCCCCCGACAAAGACAUGGCAGAGAAAGGAUCAGUGUGCGAGGUCCAGCAGGACCAGGCAGGGAAAGGCAAGCGGGCAGUGACCAAAGACCACUGUGGGACAUGUCAGCAGCGCACUCCCAACGGACAUGGCACAAUGACUGUUCCUCCUGCAUACUCAGACUUGGGGAAGUCUGCCAAAGACAUCUUCAACAAGGGCUUCGGAUAUGGAGUUCUCAAGCUGGACGUUAAGACCAAGUCCCAGAGUGGUGUUAUGGAGUUUGCCACCUCUGGCUCCAACAACACCGACACAGGGAAGUCGGGAGGCCACCUGGAGACAAAGUACAAAAUGAAGGAGCUGGGCCUCAACUUCCAGCAGAAAUGGAACACAGACAACACUCUCAGCACGGAGAUCACCAUGGAGGACCAGCUGACUUUGGGCUUGAAGCUCGGUCUGGAUGCCUCAUUCGUGCCCAACACCGGCAAGAAGAGUGCCAAGCUGAAGUCCGGCUACAAACGGGACUUUGUGAAUGUAGGCUGUGACCUGGACUUCGACAUGGCUGGUCCCACCGUCCACGCGGCCGCCGUUCUGGGCUACGAGGGCUGGCUGGCGGGCUACCAGUUGGCUUUCGACACGGCCAAAUCCAAACUGACCCUGAACAACUUCGCCCUCGGAUACAAGGCCGGUGACUUCCAGCUUCACACCAAUGUCAAUGAUGGCACAGAGUUUGCGGGCUCCAUUUACCAGAAGGUGAACAGCAACUUGGAGACAGCGGUGCACCUGGCCUGGACAGCUGGCAGCAACAACACCCGCUUUGGAAUCGGAGCCAAAUACCAGCUGGACAAGGAUGCCUCCCUGUCUGCCAAAGUCAACAACGCCUGCCUUGUUGGAGUUGGCUACACACAGAACCUCAGGCCAGGUGUGAAGCUCACCCUCUCGAGUCUGCUCGAUGGGAAGAAUGUGAACGGCGGCGGGCACAAAGUCGGCUUGGGCUUCGAGCUGGAGGCAUAGGGAGGUCAGCGGGAGAGAAGGGAAGAAACACUGGGUAGCGGCGACGAGCCCGAAUGUGACAAACAGCAAGGGUCCGCUCAGCGACCCCGUCGCCCUACACACGCACACACAUGCACACUCGUUUGCCUUAUCCCUUGAACCCAAAGCCAUGCUUCAAACCCUUCCGCGCUGUAGUUUUGAAAGAGCCAUGCAAUAUUGUUAUGAUGGUUACUUUUAAAUCCAAGCACAUACAUUUUCUUACUGAAAUAAGACAUUAAGCACCUUUUCAUUUUGGCUGUGUAGUCCGAAUGCUUUUGCCCAGAUGUACUCUUUAGAUUAUUAUAGGAAGCUGCUCUCAGUUUGUUGUGGUUUUGCUGCAUGCUUUCGAGGAUAGAGAGACAGGGUUUUCUUUCCAGAUGUCGCAGAAUAAGAGGCAAUAAAAGCUGGAGAGAAUUAGGCAGAAAAUAGAUCCUUCUGGGAUCUAGUGCUCUGACUGUGAUUCUACUCUUUGACCUCAGUUUUGAACAAGGAACCUUCAGUUGCCUUUCAGGUCCUUUUUUGGUUGAUCGAAAUUGGAGACAGUUCCCUCUCUGUGUCGUCUUGUUUUGUGUCCUGUACCUUUUGGACCUUUACUACUACAGUUCCCUAAAUCUGUGCUGUGUGUAAGCAAGUUAGUCAACCAUCAGGACCUCAAACUGAUUUGAAAUAAAGAAUAUAAAUAUAAUAUAAAA